Cuscuta campestris is the source of this 1727-nucleotide messenger RNA. Lineage: Eukaryota; Viridiplantae; Streptophyta; Magnoliopsida; Solanales; Convolvulaceae. The record is from the annotation of a GenBank genome assembly.
AAAUGAUGGUGUUUGUGUGGGGAAUGGCUGGAAAAAUACGGGGAUGAUGAAGGAGUUCUUUUGGGUAUUUUCAAUGGAAGAAAAGAGUAAGAUUAAGAGGAGAAAUGGGGAGGUAUGAAAUGGGAGAAAAUCAGGGAUGGAUAAACCAAGUUGGUGUUUAAGAGAUAUUACACACUCUUAUCCUAACUUGGGGUUUGAAUCUAGAAUUUAAUUAAGAUAUGACACACUUAAUCAAAUAUCUAGAACCUAAAACUCACACUUAAGAUAACCACUCUUAAGAUAUAGAAUUAGGAAUUUGGCUAAAAUAGCAUCACACUAUUUUAAUAAUACUCAAAGAUCUACAAGCCAAUCUUUUCAAAGGCAACAGAAGAUCAGAUGGUUCUCACCACUGAAGCACAGGCUAACAUGGAAGCCAUAGCAGAGGAUUUCCAAAAUUUUCCGGAAACCUUCCCUGCUUUUGAAGCUGGUGUUGCAGAACAGAACCAGGAAGCAUCAGAGGAAGAACUUCAGCAACUCCUCCAAUCUCAAGUUCUAGAGAUCCUCACAACUCCUUGUGAGAUCUCCAAAUCAACUGAACUUGAGAUUCCGGAGAAGUCAAAUGAAAAUCUGGAGAAGUCCACUCCUCCAGAAACAAAUGAAGCUCUUCAGGAAGACUCAGCAGUUGAAGUCCAGAGAAGUUUUGCAGAAGCUGAAGGAGAAGUUCAAAUAGCUAGGCUGGAGGCCUCUGAACCUCCAGUAACUAUCCUGGAGCAGCAAGCUAAAGAUGAAGUCAGAGAUUCCCUCUCUAGAGAAACUUCUAAUUAUGCACAUAUGAAGAGACAGAGGAAGAACAAAACUCUAGAGAUCAUUUCUCUAUUGAGUAAGUCUGUGAGCAAUACAAUGAUGGCCUAUGCAUCUGACUGCCACCUUCAAUUCAAAGAAGCCACUGAAAUCAAGCAGCAGAUUGCCACAGUCACAGUCAACCUUCAGAAGCAGAUGUCACUCCUCCAUAUGGAUAUCAGAUCAGCCUUGGCAGUGUCAUCAGCAAACCAGGUGGUAACUCAAGAUUACCUAAAGGUUCUUGCUAACAAUCAGAAGGAAGCAUUCAGACUCUUCAGGCACUUUGGUACCUUCACUGGAAAACACAAGCUGGAAGUGAUUGUCCAACCCAGAAGUCCAUCUCAAAUUCCAAAGUUUCCGAUUGAAGUUAAACAAGGAGAACUCUCAUACAUUCCAUCACAUCUGAACAUGACGGAGCUGAUACUUGAAGCCCAGCAGAGCAAUCCGGAGAACUCAAUCAAGCAUCUAUCAAACACUAAGUUUGAUGGAACAGAAGUUGUAGGAACCAUUGUCUCCCACUUCACAAAUGAUGCCCAAACAGAAGAAAGAUAUAACAACCUCAAGCGCAUCCAGGAAGAAUGUGGAGUUAUGCAAGGCAUUGGUGAGAUUGCCGGAUCAUCCAAGCGCAAAAAGAAGUAAAGGCUCUUUUCAUCAAAACAGGGGGAAGUAUUGAAAACAUUAUUUAUGUUUUGAUGAAAACACCUUCUUGUUUAAACAUGAGCUCUUGGUUUAAACCAUGCUUCAUACAUCUUUAAAUUAUGCUUGAACAUAUUUAUUCUAAGUAUAAUUUUUGGGAUUUAUCAUUGAGCGCAUACAUUCAGGGGGGAAUGUAAUUCACGGGGAACUUAACUGUUCUUGGCUAACAAUUGUUUUUGGCAAUGAAUUAUUAAUGAACUCUAAGCAAUGGA